Messenger RNA from Schistosoma rodhaini, 6488 nucleotides. NCBI's taxonomy places the organism in Eukaryota, Metazoa, Platyhelminthes, Trematoda, Strigeidida, Schistosomatidae. The record is from the annotation of a GenBank genome assembly.
ACACCAAUAGAAGUCUCCUUUAUUAGCGCGUUGUUUGUCCAUUGGCGUUAAGGGUGGUUGGAUUAUGCCACACAAGCUACCUUUUCGUGUCGUGUAUGUUUCAAGUCAAGACGAACACUUCCCUGCCACAGAACUGAAUCACCACCAUCCAGGUACUAAAGGAUGGGUUUCUGCUCGCUUUUGUCCUUAUCCUCAACAGCUUAUUUUGUCUUUGGAAGCCAAAGCUAGUUUUCGCAAAAUACAGCUACUUUGCCACCAAUACCUGAUUGCAUCAAAGAUUGAGUUUUUCGUUGGAGAUACGCCGGAUGAUGAAAUGGAACAUUUUAAAAACGCUAGGUAUACUAGACUUGGAUAUGUAGCGCUUUCAGACAAUCAAGCAACAGAGUACAGGGCAAGAGAAUUAAAGUCAGUUCAUAUUGACGCUUCUGGCUCAUAUAUUCAACUGUUUCUCCAUAAAAACCAUCCGAAUAACUUAAACUUAUACAGCCAGGUUGGGAUUGUCGCUAUAAACCUGAUCGGCGAUUUCAUCGAUAGGAAUGGACAGUUGGAUUCUGAUGAUUCCCCAGUAGGUCUUUUCAGACCAGAUUAUAUACCUCCCACUGAAGACUUAGCGUUUGAUAUGUACCAAGAUCCUGAAGUUGCUAACAUAAUAAGAAGGCUAGAAAAACAAAAACAUCUAGCUGUUAAGGCUGAACGCUUUGACCAAGCUCAAGGUAUACGAGAUGCUAUAACUCAACUAAACCAGGUCGGUGAACGUCUCGGUAGAUUAGCGCUUGAAAAACAACAGGCUGUUGAAGAAGAAAACUAUGAACAGGCUAAGUUAAAAAAGAAUCAAAUAACUGAGAUGCGUACUAACUUGUAUCGAGAUAUUGAUUUAAUGAAAUUGUUGUCUAGUGGUACCUCAACAGAACAAAGUGAACAACUUUAUGGCCGACCCAAUAACCAUUUCCCUGAUACGAAUAAUGAUCGGAACAAGAUAAAUCCAAUACCACCAAUACAUUUUCAAAGUUUAUUAAUAACUGAUAAUCUAAACGAAAAUUGGCGUAAUAAUGGGCCUUAUAGUGUUAAUAACAACAGUAGCAAUAAUGAUAAUAAUCAAGGUGCUGAUUACUUUCCAUUUCGCCGUGCCUAUCCUUCAAAUGAUCCUGAUGAACGUCCUUUACCAGCUCUUAAAAAUAAGCAUAGAAAUAAUAGUCCAAUAGUCGAUCCAGCUGAUGAAGAGCAUCAUACAUCGGAAUUACCAGUCCCAGUACAUCACGAACAAUCUUUUGAGAAUUACAACCAUUCUGAACAUAUACCACCACUUGAUGCAGUUGAAGCUAUUCAAAGAGACAUUGAUACUUAUGAAGAUGAACAAACAAUGAAAUACUUAGAACAAGCAGCUCAUGAUCGUAUGUUAGAUGGUAGAGAAAAUUUUCAGCAUUGUAUACUUGAUCUUCCUGAGCCAAUGAGUGAAACCAAUCGACGUCAGGCUGGUGUAGCUAUUGAUGUUGUAGGCAUUAACCUUGUUACAAAAGCUUAUAGCAAAUCGUGGGUUUUUCGUGAAAAAGCUCUACUUGAAUUAGAACAACGUGUAACUGCACCGAAACUUCCUCCUCCUGUAUCACUUCCCGAUACAGCACAUCCUGAUCCAAAAGCAGAAAUUCGAUCGACUACAUUUCUUUUACGUCGUGCAUUAAAUGAUCAAGUUUUGUCAAUAUUUCGUUUAGCUACAAAAUUUGUUAAACCAACAGUUGUUAAUUUUGCCGAUAGAUAUGGUAUUCCACGACCUGAUUUAUAUUAUUGCAUGGAUAAAUUAACUCCAGUAAUUUUUCAACGAACUGGUGAUACUUCAUUACGUGUUAGAGAGAUAGCUAAACAACAAAUUUUAGAUAUGGCGCAAUGGCCACAGAUGAAGCAAAAUACAACGUUUUGGAGUGAAUUAGUUCGACCCUUUUCUCCUGUAACAUUAGAUCGUUUAGCUUUAAGUCGAAUUGAACUAGUAACAGAAUUAUAUGCCAGUCGUGGUGUCGAUCCCGUUUUUUGUAAUGAACAUGGACAUGUCAGUCAAGGAAAUUUUACUUUAGAGGCACUAACUGUAUUCACUGCAAAAUGCUUAGACCAUCGAUCAAACGAAGUUCGCGAAGCUGCUGAAAACCUUAUAGUUGCUCUUUAUCGUUCUGAGGAUCGAGCUACUGUUCGUAGACUUAUACCUUUAGAUGAUGUGAAUUCCAAUCGACAUCCUUUAUAUAGAAGACUACUUGGAAAAUUUAGUCGGAUCGAUGGAAGAUAUGAUCCACCAUUGAAUGAUCGACCACCUGGGAUUAAAGCUUCAGUCAAACAAAAAGAAGUUGAAGCACUUCAGGCAGACGUUCAACAACUCCGUGCCAUAGUCGAACAUGGCAAUCGUGGUCAUCUGGCUACACAGAAGCCUAAUUCACGUGUAUCACGUACUGUACCUUCACAAAGUUACGAUAGAAAAUCUGCUUCAAGAUUAAAAAAUAAUGAUCGUAAAUCUGCAAAUAACUCACAAACUGGGCCGUCAUCUGUAUCACCGAGUCGUCAGAAUCAUACGUCUAAUCAACAUGGUUCACGAAUUACAAAAAGUGACAAUCCAAACAGAAAUUCUUCAACUGCUAACAUUCAAUUGGAAAUAAAUUCACAGCAACAUACUGAAGAAGCAGAAUUUUUACUUAGUUUAGAUAAAACAUGUAUAUUUUGUGGAGAACAAAAUGAUUCGUUUACAGAGGAAGGAUUAGAUAUACAUUAUUGGAAAAGUUGUCCAAUGCUUCAUCGUUGUCCUAAUUGUAAACAGGCAUGUUGUUACGCUUGUCUUUGUUUUAUGUAUUGCAUGUUUAUAAAAGUAUUCUACUCAAAUAAUCUGAGCAUUGGUACAUUAAUUCACUAACCAAAAUAGCUUUUCUUAGAUAUAAUUGUAAUUUUAACUUUAGACUAAGUAAUUAGAUGGUGUAGCUCCUCUCUUGAACUAUUUAUGUCUGAUUACUUUAUGAGAUCUUUAGAAGAUAUUAGUUUACUUCUGAUAAACUAAGAAUUUCGUAUUAAUCAGACUCUAAGGAGUGUGGUGAAUGCCGCUAUUCGUGCUCUGUCUUUUGAUAUGAAUGCAUGAACACUAUAUCCUGUCUCAGCAAAAUUUAAUGAAAUGAUAUAUUGAGCUCAAUUACAUUUUAUCUCACUACUUCAAGUCAGUUGGUAUAUUUUUGGUAGUCAUUCAAAACUUUGGUGUAAAAUCCGGUAUACGAAAUUAAAGCCAUUAUUAUUCAUUACACAGAAAUAUGUUCAAAAUCUAUCUUGUCACUGGUUUUUAACUUUUUCUUUUAAAAAGUCUGUUUGCCAUCCAUAUAGUCUUACACUAAAUGAGUGCAAUUUUAUUAUUUGGUAAUGUUUGAUUUGUAACCGAUGACUGUUUGGAAUCUUCUUAUUUCUGCUACUGACAAUGGAACUGAGAGAUAUGGGAUCACAUACACCAGGGAGCGUGUUUCCUCAAAAUUCCAGAUACACCUUUCUUACAAGUGCCAAGAAGCACAAGACCUAGGUUCCGGAUUUCCUAUCAAUUACUUCAAACCUGAUAUUUCAACAUAUUUCUAGUCACUUAACUAGUAGCCAUAUUGCAAAUCGGUCCAUAGAAUCUGAUCGUCACUAAAAGACCGGAAAAGUAUAGUACUAGCUACUACUCGGUGAUCAGUCAGCCUCAGUUUUUUUGUAAUUUCUUAUUUUAAUAAACCAAUAAGCAAUAAGUUCGUCAGAUCAGAACAACUUCAUAAUUGAGGAUAAUCAAUGCACUCACUUCCACUUGAAGUAAUUGUUGAUGAUGCUGUCCUGAACCAUGAAAGCUCCACAAAUAAACCAUCCAGCUCAGAGAACCAAAUAAUACCAAUCACCAAUUAGUAAAAAAAUUCAAAAGUGGCAUUCUACGCACACAAAUUUGAUUCACAUUGUUAUAAUGUCUUAUUGAACCGAUGAAACUAUUAGAAUAGACAGGAUGAUCGGAGUGAUGAACCCCCAAAAGGAUGAAACUUCUCUUGUCAGAAGACAAAAAGAUCGUUUAACUGACAGUCCAUAGAUUAAGAAAUUAUUUUUUUCUGAGAAUCUCUCGGCAUUCUCGUUCCUUUUUCCCAGUCCAUGUCUUCCCAUGAUAUCUUCAUACCCGGAUUUAUCGAUUCCAACGUCGGCGUUUAGGUCUCCUAUCAGAAUGUCCAGGUCCUUUUCUGAACACUUCACUAUGAUCCGUUACAGAUUCUCGUAAAACUGAUAUUUAUUGUCGUCAUUGGUAUCAUUGGUGGGUGCAUAACACUGGAUAACAUUCAUUGUGAUCCCCUCUAUUGUUCUGAAGGAUGCUUUGAUGAUUAUGCAUUCAUGAGAUUCCCAUCCCAUAAGUGCUAUACGUGCUUCUUUGGACAGCAUCCCUGGGUGCGCCGAGCAUUUUUUUUCUCUCUGUGACCAGAAUACAGCAGCAUCUCUCCCGAAUCUAUCCUUUUUUAUCGAGAUUGCGUCCAAUGUGUUUCCAAUAAUUCUGGGCAUCUUCAAGUCGUAUCUCCCCAUUUCCACUACUAUUUGACUGGUCUUCCCGAUCUCCUACAUUGUCCGGACGUUCCUUGUACCUAUAAAAAUUGUUGCUCUGGUUGUUAGAAAUGGCAUCGGCCUCGUGACUUCUGAAGAAUCUCGGCUUUCAUCGUUAGGCGUCAUAGUUCUUCCUUCAAACCCCAGGGCAAAGUUUAAAUGGUCUGAAUUAUUUUUUCUUGUUAGCGUUUUUUAGCGAGUUAGUUUUCUACGGGAUGGGGUCGCUAACCCCAUGCUCAACCCUCCUCCUUCACCCGGGCUUCGGACCGGCAGUAACCCUAGAAUAGAUGCAGGCGAAGUUAUUAUGAAAUUAAGACUGAUAAAUAUAUACAGAAGACAUUCAACCAUAAUAGUAUCAUUUCUCAGGUAAUGGGUCAGAAAAUAGAAUCUGCAAAGUAAUCACUAAAACUGCACUUCUACUCACUGUAUCCCAUAUAAGUUACUGAUUUACUGAUAUAUUUUUGAAGUGACGAAAUACUGGUUUUCCAUCUAUAACAUAACAAGUAUCAGUUGACUUAUGGUAACAAUGAACCGCUAUCUAAUGAACAAUAGGUUAUGUAAAUAGGCCGUUUGGUAUAGCAAUACGAAUUAUUUAUAUUGUCACUAAACUUAUUAUUUAGAUCAUCAUAUGCUAUUAAUAUUUUAGUGUUGUCUAAAUAUAUCAUACGUGCACAAACAAAAAUAGGUUUUUGGGUUUGGGAAUAUGAGAAUUUCAAAUUUAAACUACUGAAUAAAUGUAUUUAUCUAGUUAGCUGAUCAAGUGUACCAGUAAUAUCAGCCUAUUUAACUUGUUACAUAUUUAUAGGUAGUUGAAAUAGCUGGUUUAACAGAUCAUUUACUUAAAGAAUGUGAAGCUUGUACACCAGGACAGUAUGUUCGUUGUUCUAAAUGUUCAGAAGCUGUGUUAAAAACACAUUUAAGCAGUCACCAUUGUUUACCUAUCAAAUUAUCAUCUGGGCUGCGUUGUCCACUUUGUCAUCAUGAUUUACCAAAUUUACCAGAUUCAGUUGCUCCCGGUGGUCCAGAAGAUGUUUGGAAAGCUCAUUUAUUAGGUUCAUCCAAUAGCACUAUUCAAAUGCCUCAAUGUACAGAGAAUCCAAGAAGUUUACAAAAUCAACAACAGAAAUAUAAUGGUCAUUCCACAAAAAACACCAGUAACUCAGAAACUAAUAAAACGAAAAGUGGAAUUCCUCGACCAUCAAAUGUAAACAAAGUUCGUCCAGUUUAACAAACUUGUACUUUAUUUACUAUAGUUUGUUUGUUUUUUCUCCCAAAAGAAAAAUCAUUUUCUUUCUACCGCAGUUACAAUUUUAUUGUUUCAGUCUCUUCCUGAAUAGAAUUUUUUUCAAUUAUGUAAUAUUCUAUUCAUCUACAUAUUCUUGGUUCGCAUAAUAGAUUUCUUUUUCAUGAAUACAGGUAGUCGUGUAAAUGUUGUUUACUUUAAUUUACUUUCAAUAUAUAAUAGAUAACAUUAGUGUAUAUGAAAAACAAAAAAAACGAAGAAUUAACUCCAUUUGAUUUUUGGUGAAUACAAGCAAUUUAUGUAAAGUCUGUAAAUUGGUCAAUCUUAUUUUCUCAUUUGAAUCAGUCAUUCAUUGUCAUUAAAUGAAGUUGUGUGUAUGUUGGUUCAAAGCUUCAUUCUUGCAUCAUUUCAUGUUUGUAUACAGUAUUGUUAUAAUCUUAUAAAUAAUAUACUUUUGUUUAAAAGAAAAUAUCAUUCAAAUAACUUAUUGUUUUGAUGAAUUUCAGUUGUUCAUACUACUGUUAAUAAUAAUUAUGUGCCUAUUAUUAACUCUGUUACAUUUUGUUUACGAUUUAACGCCGGUAUUCUCAUAGCCGGUAUAUCUGUGUGUUUGCUAAAGUAUUCGUUUAUUGUACUUUACAAUUCUUAUUUUUUAUCAUUCAUUAAUCAAAUCAAGAUUAAGCAUUUU